UUACAAAUGCCACUCUAGUCAACAGCUGACCCACUUUGCUGGCUCUGACAGUGGUCACACAGACAGCUCCACAAAUCCAGGAGGAGAAAGCAGAUGUCUCCAAUGUCAGUUUUAGCACAAGGGUAUUCGAUACGCCCACCCAUUUGGACACCCAACUUGUCAAAUCGACAACUUGGUAUGCUUUCAAGCUGUGUCAGUGGCGGAGGCAAAUUGUUGACGAAUGGGAACAAAUAUGUGUUAGUUUCCCACCUCUCCAGACCCCAAACGUUCAGGAUUAGAAGCUUUUCACAGGAAGAUGCAGAAAAUAAUGAGGUUGCAAUGUCUAACGACAAUCUGGAUGGGCAAAAUGUGACUGCUGAUGAGCUGCUUGGAAAUGUUAAAAAUAUUCAAAUUAGUACAGACACAGAGAGUUCAUUUCUCGCUAAAAUAGCAAUUGCACUAGGCAUAGCAGCAACAAUCACUCUAAUAUCUGUAGGCAUCAAGGGUCCCCCCACUAUUGGGUCAUCAAAUGGAUUUCAGUUCCUCCCAGAAAGUGCAACCUCUUCAGUAAUGGCUGCAGCCCCGGUCGGUUUCUCUGUCAAAGCUUUUGGGUAUAGCAUUGUUCUACCAGCAUAUGCACCAGGGUGGAUCUACUUUUGGUUGCUUAUGGCUGCAGGCUGUGGACUUUUCAUUAGUGAAGAGGCUCUAAAUAUUUGGGUUGGCAUAUCUUUGGCUCGAAUGGUGUCUUUGGAUGGAACAUGGCAGUCGUUUGCUGAAUCUUUCUCAAGAAAUGCUCCAUACAUUAUAUCCACAGCUCUUUGGGUGUAUUGGGGAGUAUGCAUUAGUGAUCUGAUACCAUUUUAUCUUGGGAAGCUAUUUAGGAAAUCCAGGGCCUCUGAUGAUAUUUUGUCAAAGUUAGGGAUUGGAAAAGAGAAAGCUUUAAGCAUUACCUCUGAAGUGCAAAGAUAUGGCAACCUCAUUGGGUUUGUUGAACGAUUUUCCCUUGGAGUCAGAAAUCCAACAGCUUUUGUAGCAGGGGCCUUGGGUAUCUCUUCAGAGUGUUUCUUUGCUGGUGUUUGUUUUGGUGGUUUGAUCACCCUUCCCAUCCAGUUGUUGAUAGGAUUCUUCUUGAGGGAGCGCCCUGUCUUUGCCCUUGCUACUGUUGCAACAGCAGUGGGCAUUUGGACAGUCUUCCCUUAUCUUGUGGCUGCAUCAACAGCAUUGUUCCUUUACCUGAGACGCCGUUACUCUCCGUAGUCAGAAUGGGUUCCCAGAAAUAAAGGAUAGAAGCUACUCUAUGUAUAUAACUAUAUAUACAGAAAAAUUACUCUGAUUAUUUUUUGGAGAAAGCUCCAACAUAAAAUUUGCUAUUGGACGCAUUGUAGAUAUAAGUUGUCAUAAUAGA
Prunus dulcis (almond) is the source of this 1384-nucleotide messenger RNA. RefSeq lists its product as uncharacterized. The coding region runs from base 94 to 1236 and encodes 380 amino acids. The record is from RefSeq and is a predicted model, not a curated record. Lineage: Eukaryota; Viridiplantae; Streptophyta; Magnoliopsida; Rosales; Rosaceae. The transcript is spliced from 10 exons.